AUGGCGCCGUGUCCCUCCCGCUCUCCCGCCGCCGCCAGCCCCGAGACCGCGCCGCGAUCCCGAUCCCGCUGCCGCCCCGCGAGCGCAUACGUCCGAGGCGCCCCGAGCCCACCGGCGGAGCCGCAGCCGGUCUCGUCGCGCAGCCCCGGCCCGCCGCGUCACGCCGCGCACCACGGGCACCACCCACGGCUAAGGGCUUGGCGAGUACUCCGAGAAGGAGAAGGAAGGAGAUCCUACGUGCAGAGGCAUAGCGUUGGGCGGGUCGGGGGAUUCAGUGAAGGUGUUUUCCUUUACAGGAGGCUCAAUGAGAGAGAGAGAAUUGGAGAGCUGGGGGCACCUGAAGUCUGGGGGCUGUCACCAAAGGUUCCUGACCCCGAUUCUGAUGAGCAUACACCAGUAGAAGAUGAAGAGGCAAAAUCGAAGAGUAGUUCUUCGGAUUCCAGCUCAGAAGAGGAAAAGAAGAAAAAGAAGAAGAAAAGAAACAAGAAAAAACGUAAGGCAUCCAAAAGAAAGCGCAGAAAACAUUCUGAGGACAGCGACAGUGAGUCGGAGUCUGAGCAGAACUCCAGUGAUGAAGAUAAAAAGAAAAGCAAGAAGAGGAAAAAGAAGAGCAAAAAGAAGAAGUAUAAGAAAAAGAAAAAUAAGAAGAGCAGGAAGGAAUCCAGCGAUUCCAGUAGCGAAGAUUCCGACGAUGAAACAGUUCAAGGGGAUGAUCUCUGGAUUGAGAGAUCAAAAAAUACCGAAGCUGAUAGCUUGAUUGGACCAGAGGCUCCCAAAACUCAUGCGUCUCAGGAUGACAGGCCUUUGAACUAUGGACACGCCCUCCUGCCGGGUGAAGGUGCAGCAAUGGCAGAGUAUGUAAAAGCAGGAAAACGUAUUCCCCGGAGAGGCGAGAUCGGUUUAACCAGUGAAGAGAUCGCAUCGUUUGAGAGCUCUGGUUACGUCAUGAGUGGCAGCAGACACCGGCGCAUGGAAGCCGUGCGUCUGCGCAAGGAGAACCAGAUCUACAGCGCGGACGAGAAGAGAGCCCUGGCCUCCUUCAACCAAGAGGAGAGGAGGAAACGAGAGAACAAGAUCCUCGCAAGCUUUCGGGAGAUGGUCUACAGAAAGACUAAGGGCAAAGAGGAGAAAUAAUGCUUUGUUUGAGCUGUGCAGCACAGACUGUGCCACGCAGCAGCUGACGUGUUCCAGUCGUGAUUUGAAAAAUGCUGCAGGUGCUGCAGCGCCUUUCACCCAACAGGGCCGGGCCCCAGGAGUGGAUUACUUCUGUCAAGAAAACAGAGUUACUUUCAUCAGAUUCUCUAGGGUGAUUUGUUCACCAUCUACAAGGAAUCCCUGUAAAGCGAAAGGCUAGAAGGCAGGAACAGACAGGGAAGAUUAGAGG
This is a messenger RNA of Manacus vitellinus (golden-collared manakin), 1384 nucleotides long. RefSeq names its product NFKB activating protein (gene NKAP). The transcript has 9 exons. Gene Ontology annotation, biological process: regulation of gene expression. Gene Ontology annotation, cellular component: nucleus. The record is from RefSeq and is a predicted model, not a curated record. NCBI's taxonomy places the organism in Eukaryota, Metazoa, Chordata, Aves, Passeriformes, Pipridae. Bases 1 to 1134 code for a protein of 377 amino acids. Gene Ontology annotation, molecular function: chromatin binding.